UUUUCAAAUAUGGCGGUGCUUGGUCCGCACGCAUGCAAUAGCGCGGUUUAUCCGGAGUUCAUGUAGCUGGCAGAGCUAGGCCAAGGCUAACGAAAGCAGUUGGAUUGUCACGUGAUUGUACUUCGGUGACAGCUGUGCGCGUAUGACAGCAGCUUUCGGGUGUCGCGGGACGGGCUAUGCGGCCGUGCGAUGACCGCUACCUUGGCCUGCGAUGUGUCGGAGAAGAAGAAAGCCGACAGCAAGCGUGUCCACUACGCCCCCUUGGCCGGUGGCCAGAACCCCACGGGACGAAAGAGGAGCACAUGCCGUCGAUUCCCAUCUCGAUAUGUGCUCAGCCUGCUACUGUUCUGGGGCUUCUUCCUUCUUUACGCUCUGCGUGUCAACCUAAGCGUGGCCAUUGUGGCCAUGGUCAAUGGCACGGCCGUGCUUGCCGCGGGGACUACCUCCCACGGCGCUGACUGUCCCGCCCCCGAUGGCUCUCUGUACAAUGCCACUGCUGACCCAGAAACGGCUGGAGGAGAGUUCAACUGGGAUGAACGAACGCAAGGUGUCGUUCUGGGUUCCUUCUUCUAUGGCUAUGUGCUGACCCAAAUUCCCGGUGGUCGGCUGGCUGACCGCUUUGGGGCCAAAAGGCUACUUGGCGCAGGCAUCCUGGUGACCUCGCUGCUCACCCUUCUCACACCGUUCGCUGCACACAUCAGUCCAGUGACUCUGAUGGUGCUGCGCUUUGGUGAGGGCAUCUCUGAGGGUGUGGUGUUUCCCUCAUCCCUGGCAUUGCUGUCGCACUGGUCACCGGCGCACGAGCGGAGUCGGCUGGUGAGCCUGAACACGGUCGGCACCGCGGUGGGAACCGUGAUCACGCUGCCGCUCACCGCCCAGCUCUGUGCGAGUACCUGGGGCUGGCCCGGCAUUUUCUACCUCCUUGGUGUGCUUGGCUGUGUGUGGUUCAUGCUGUGGAUGUGCCUGGUGUAUGAGUGGCCCGAGAUGCACCCAGGCAUCUCCAAUCGUGAGCUGCAACAUAUACAACGCUACCGGGGCAGCUCCUGCGCAGCUCAGCAGCCGCAUGGAGUGCCAUGGGGCCGCCUUCUGCGGUCGCGGAGUGUCUGGGCCCUGGGUGUGACCAUGUUCUGUGGCAACUGGGGCUUCUACCUGCUGCUCAUAGAUCUGCCAAACUACCUUCGGGGAGUCCUGCACAGGCCCAUCGGAAGCAAUGGCUAUGAGAAUGCAACUGUGCACAUAGCUGGUGCUGUGAGCAUGUUGCUGUGUGCGCCCAUAGCCGACAUGCUUCGCAAGCGCCAGAUGCUCUCUGUCACCGUUAUUCGCAAGCUGUUCCAGACCAUUGGCUUGCUGGGCCCAGCACUGUGCCUCUCGCUGGUUCCCCUGGUAGGCUGCGACGCUAGAGCGGCAAUCGUGUGCCUGGUCUCCGGCAUGGCCCUGUACGGGUUCACGGUCGGAGGACAGAGCCCACUAGCCCUAGACAUUGCGCCAGACUUUGCAGGCACAGUGAUGGGCAUUGUGAAUUGCAUGGGCAACCUUUCGGGCAUGCUGGCACCCCUGGUGACUGGCUACAUCAUCGAGCACGACGAAAGCCUGGCACAGUGGCGCAAGUUGUUCCUACUGGCGUCAGCCAUCUACACUUUUGGUGCGGUGAUCUUCGUACUUUUUGGCUCCGCCAAAGUGGAAGAGUGGGGGGUGGCACCCACCAAGAAGAACAGCCUGAUGAGCUUCCCGCACCCGGAGUCUGACUCGGAAGAAGACCCCGAGGACUUUCACGCCGUGGCUGCCGAGAUGCACCUAAUGUGAUCGCACCCUGUGAUGCCCGUUGCCACGUGCAAGUCAUCCUCGCAUUUGUUGUUACGGACCUGUGAAGCCCUGCAACACACUUAUAGUCAGCGUGUGAAGGCCUUCUGUGAUGCGCCAAUGCGAUGACACACACCUGUCAAUCCGAAUUCUCUCUGUGCCGCAAAAGUUCUCAAGAACACUGCAGAAACUGUGCUCGGUCUUGCUUGUUAACUGCAGUUGACCAGCCGGGUAGACAUGUCGUAUUGCAACAUUAAGCUUUCAAUCAGGGUAUGCGACAGGUCGAGUGGGGGGAACUAAAAAUUUCCUCAUGUGGCUCUCAGCAUGCCGACAUGUCCACUGUCUGGUUGGCUGGCAGUGCAUCACCGGCAGAUUUGGUUCCUCUACUGUCGUGCACACCAGCGUCACACCGCACAUCUCGUCAGUCAAGGUGUUUCAUUGUACAUUCCACCUAAUCUUUUUUUAAAAAUUUUUUUUCUCACAGUGAUCUAGUAACAAUUUCAUGUUGGUUUAGAAGUGACAUAGAAAGAAAACUGCCCGUUCUUAGCAUUUUAACUAGGUAGCAGAGUACUCUCUGAUGACUCCUUAGAAAUGCUGUAGAUCCUGAAUCAUAGUUAUUUGGUUACUUGGCAGUGUGAAACACGAACUUGCAAUAAUGUGCUUGCUUGUCAAGGCAAGUGUAACAUGGGGAAGGUUCCUUAAACCACCGACUUAUCUUGCUCCAAGAAAAUCUCCAAGAAAGUCAAAGCAUUUGCUGUGCUCUGUCCUCCUAGUAGUAUCACAUUCUGCGGUUUGGGACCACAAAUUGUUGCAGAAAAUGUGAGCCCUGAAACACAGAAGGUUGUUGAGCUUCCAGCAUAUGUGGCAUUACGAGUUUUAUCAGUUGAGCGCAUUCUUGUCUGGGUUUGCACAAACACUGAACAGAGAGUUGGAAGAAGUGAAUUCCUGGUCAGACUUGGAUGUGUUUAUAUCACUAAAGCCUUGCAAUUAUUAUUAUUUUUAUUUAUUAUUUUAUAGCGACAACAGUCAACUAAAAUAUGGUGCUUUCAAAUGUCCAGUACUUCUAUUGUUGUUGAUUGUUGUUGCCCGGUGCUUAGCUCAAAUUCACGGAUUCUCAUGUCACGUAGCAUAGAAGAUGUGCGCGGCAUGAAAAUGUAGCUCGAAUGUAAGACAAUGUUUGCGCCUCUUCUGAAAGAGUCUUUCAUAAGGCUCAAGAACAGUCAAGCUUGGACUGUUCUUCAACUGUUGUGCAUACCGGUGAACGUGCAGUUGACGUUUUAUUCCCCAAGGUAUUCAACGUAUAUAAGUCAGAGAUUUAUUUUCAUUUUAGGCUGUUAAGGUGUUCAGAGCACUGCAAGCUCGUUAGGUUGUUUUUACACAGAUGUACAUUCCUCUCGUUGCGGAUUUUUAAAUUAAAACUUACCAAUUGUCAACGACACCAAAAGCUGUCUGUUUCUUUUUUUAUUGUGACAUUUAUCACUGUAGUUUUUUUUUUAUUUAUUGCGAUACUGCUGACCUUAAGAAGAAGUGGAUUGCAGGUCGGUACGAACAAGACAAUGCAGCGAUAUGCGUAUGUGGAUCUCAACAAAAAAUCAUUUCGCAAAUACAUAAACAAAAAUGCUGCAGCUGAGCAUCGAGACAAACAUUGAAUCAAAAUAAUAAAAAGAAAAAAACAAUGUACAAUAAAUGUGCAAAUCGAUGCAGCAGUAUGCUUAUUUAAUGCAAUCACUUGUUAUUCUUUGAAUCUGUUUAAAUCCUUGUUUAGUACAUUGGGGCAUGACUGCUGAUUGCCAGAGAUUAUUUUCGACAAGUUCUCCAGUGACCUGCUCAAGCUAGUAAUAAAAAUAAAAAUUUUUCAUGACCUGAG
Rhipicephalus microplus (southern cattle tick) is the source of this 3667-nucleotide messenger RNA. Its product is annotated as sialin. Gene Ontology annotation, cellular component: membrane. Gene Ontology annotation, molecular function: transmembrane transporter activity. Lineage: Eukaryota; Metazoa; Arthropoda; Arachnida; Ixodida; Ixodidae. Gene Ontology annotation, biological process: monoatomic anion transport; transmembrane transport. The record is from RefSeq and is a predicted model, not a curated record.